This is a messenger RNA of Cinara cedri, 6274 nucleotides long. Lineage: Eukaryota; Metazoa; Arthropoda; Insecta; Hemiptera; Aphididae. The record is from the annotation of a GenBank genome assembly.
AUGGAUGAACUUAUACAGAGCUUUGCUUCAUUAAAAGCAAGAAAAGUCAAUUUUAAAUAAAAUUAAGUUUGUUUUAUUUUAUUUUAUCAAUAUGAUUAUAAUAAUAUUUUUAAUUUUUUAAGAUUAUGACAAAAAUUUAAUGAUUUGUAGGGUAAAAGUAAAAAAUAUUUUGAAAAGCAAUAAAUAUUUUUUAUUAUAUGAAUUUUAAUAAAUUCCUAAAAUCUAAAUAUGUGUACCUAAUGAAUUUAUAACUAAUGAAUUUAUAAUUAUAAAACUAUACAAAUAUGACAUUAAAAUAAAAAAUGUAUAAAAAUAUCUGUAUAGUUUCAACACUACUUGUUGUUUCUUUAAAAUAAAAACUAAAAAAAUAUUUUAUGUAGAUAUGUCACAUGAAAAAUAGGGGGAGGGGCUAAGUUAAAAUGAGAGCUCAAUUUUAUUUUAGAGGCAGCAAAAUUUGAGACAAAGGAGAAGAAGACUUCAACUAACACAAAUAUUUGAUAAAAAUUUAAUUUAUAAACUGUUCAAAGGUUACACUACGUAUAACUUUGUAAUACUAUCAAUAAUGUAAUUAUUGAUUACAUUCAAUUUUUUUCCAGUCUUUGGGUAAACCGACAUAAAAUAAAGUUUGCCUUCGCUUCCCACACAAAUUUAUCAAGUAACGUCCAUGAAAAAACGCUAUUCUGUAUCAAUAAAUCAUACUUUAAUGUUCUUGUACCUUUGCUAAAUAUACAAAUUAAAAAAUACGUUAUAGGAUAAUUGAGAUGAGUGCAGCCACUGUUAUAGGUAAUUUAAUGUUUAUCUGUAAGCAACGAUAAACCAUUGCUAAAGAAAAAAGAUUCUGAGGAGCAGUUCAUUUGAUAGUGAUACUUUUUCAACAAUUUAUAUGCCAAUAUUAUAGUAAAAUAAUUAAAUAGGCUCUAUAUAUUUUCUUUAAUAAUAUUUGUUUUAUUUUGUACCGGUUUUCUCGGUUUUCUUUUGUUUUUUCUCUGUUUUUUACAUUUGCUGGAAAAAAUCAUAAGAAAAUCGACAAAUUACCUCUUUAAAGUACUUCUCUAGAGAAAUUUCCUUUCAGAAAAAUGCUAUUAUUUUAAAUCGGAGCGCAAUUGCUGGUAGAAAAAUUGUACACAGAAAAAAAAGGCCAUAAUAUUUUUUUAGUAAUACCUACAUUUCGUACAUUUUCCAUUUUUCCAACGUUUUAUCCCGAUUUUUCUUAGAUAUUAUGAAAACCGCUUGAAAAAUAAUAAAUGACCUCCCUAAAUUAUCAUCUGAAUAAAACUACUUUUCAGAAAUGGUGUCGCUCGUAUACAUUUGAGCAAGAUUUCUAGUACAAUUUUUGUGCACAGGAUAAAAAAAAAAGAGCUGAUACUGAGGAUGGGUGCAGCCACUGUUAUAGGUGAGAAGUUGGGAAGGUAGGAUACAUAAGGUUAUUUUAUUUAUAUCUGUAAGCAAUGAUAAACCAUUGCUGAUGGAAGACGAUUCCGAGCGCAGUUCGAUAAUACAUAAUUUGAAGUGUCAUCAUUUUUUUUUAACUUUACCUUCCUACGUUUUUCCCGAUUAUGAAAACAAAUUAAAAAAUCAAAAAAACGAACUGCAUCAUGAGAAAUAAGAGUAGUAAUUCUACAAAAAAGGUCUCUUGUCAUUUUUCAAUUGGAGCUAUAUUUAUGCUAGAAAACGUGGUAGGUACUUAUUUUAAAUAACAAAGUCGUGAAAAAUCGUAUUUUUAUUCUCCCGAUUAAUCGGUUUUAUUUUAAAUACCGUUUUGAAAAUCAAAAACUGACUUAUGCAUUUACCAAGUAGAUAAAAUUGAGUUUCUGAAAAAGUGCUACACUUAUACAUCAGAGCAAGUUUUCUAGGAUAAAAGUGGUCUACAGUAUAAGUUUCACUGUAAAAAAUUAAAAAUGUAAAGGAAAAAAAUCCGGCAACAAAAAAGGUGUCAUGUGAUUUUCCGAUUAAAUUAUAUUUUUCUGGUAGAAUACGUCGUCCGUGUUUUUAUAAAAUAAUAAAAUCGUAAAAUUGUAGGAUAUCUUACGUUUUUUUUUCUUUUUAAGUGUUUUCAUUUUAAAAAAUGGCGUUGAAAAUCAAAAAUAUGACCUGUUUAAAGUACCAUCUAGAUAACUUGAGCUUCAGAAAAGUUGGACGUAAAAAUUGGAGCAAGUUUACUAGGAAACGUGUCUACAGACUAGAACAAAAAGCAAUGAAGAAGAAAUAAACAUCUUAUUAAAACCAAUACAUUCUUCGCUACACUCAGAAUCCAAAAUUAAAUCACUAAAUUUUCGUAGUUUUGUAUUUUUAAGCCAAUGGAGGGAUUAAACCCUAACCCCUGUGCACGACACUGGUUCAACUUUCCCUAGAAAUAAUGGUAUUGGUGUUCUUUUGACUAUGUAAUUAUUACAAAUACCUACAAUAAAUAAUUAUUAAAAACUAACGGUAUUAAUUAUUGCAACUGAUUGUGUGAAAAAAUCUUUUUUUAUUAUAGUACACUGCCCACCUAUUGAUUUCAAAUGCAGUUUUAUUUAGAAACAAGUAAUAUUGGUCUAAGAUUAUUUAAAGGUUCCGAAAUUGUAGAAAACCUUGGGUAUUCAACUCUCCCUCUUAUUUUCUUUUUUUUUUACAAAAUAUAAUUUUUCGAAGGAAAAUGUUCAGAGGAAGAGAACCAUAUAUUAUGAUUCUUGGAGGAAAAUAGUUACAGCCCGUGACGGAACACCUUUGGCCACCGAUGAGGUCAAUGAUAAACGGGAAAGAAACCUAGGAAAUUAGAAAACAUCAAUUAUUUUUGUUUUUAGCCCUCCACCCUUUCCACUGAUGACAUAUUUUAUAUUCUCCACUGGGUGUGCAUAAUGAUGGCACUUUAUGAUUCAUGAUGAACACCUAAGUUUUACUGUAUACUAAUCGUUUUGCAGUGCACAAAUGGUGAAUUGCGCAUUAUCCAGGAUGAGAUACUUAAAUCGAACGUGCUUGAACUACAGUCACAAAACGUAGCUGCGUGUUUGAUAACGACACCAGCCGAUCCGAAAGGUUCACUCGGUAUUGUGAAGCCGUUCAUCACGCUGCUGCUCAAAAACCUCAAUCGAUAUUUCACCUUCGAAAUAACGGUGAGGCAUCAUUGCAAUUUUAGAUUCUGAUUACAGAGAGGAAUAUAUUGGUUUUACCAUAAUGUAUAUUUUUAGAUUCAGAACGUAGCGGGAGAUGUGUGUUUUUUUUUUAUCUGUAAAAAUUUUUUUGAAAAGAAAUCUUGCUCCGAUGUGAAGAGUGUAGCACCUUUUGUGAAUAGUAUUUUUCUCUAGUUGGUGCAAUAUAAAAGUUAUUUUUUGAUUUCCAAAGGACUUUUCAAAAUAAUUGGGAAAAACUCAAAAGAAAAUUAUGGGUAAAAUAGCAAAUAUUUAUUUAUUUUUACAAAAUAUUCCUCCAAUCAAAAAAUAAUAAGAUAUCUAAUUUGUUCUUUUAAAAUUAUAGCCAUUGACAUAGAAAAUCUAUUUUUGUAAUAUCUGAAUAAUUUUUUAUAUUUAUAUUAGAAAAACCAAAAAAAAUGAAAAAUACAAUUUAGUUAUUUAAAAUUGUACGACUUAUAAUUUCUACCAAUAUAAAUAUAGCUCUAAUAGAAAAACGACAAGAGACCUUUUUUUGACUAAUUUUUUUAACUUGUUUGUGAGUAAGAGUUUUUGAUUCUUUGAAUUUUUUUAAUAAUUUAGUAAAAUCGAAAAAUACGUAAAAAGAACGAGAAAAUUAACAUAAUAAUUAUUUUAUUCUUUUAGAUUUAGUUUUUUUUUUUAAAGUAAUUUAGUUAAUAAUAUUCGUGAAGACUUGAAAUUUUGACAGAAAACUUAUAUAUUUGUUUUUUUAAUAUAUGGUAAAAUUUUCAAACAGUUUGUGCCUUUUUUUAAUUAAUUAAAGGCAUUUUAGUUUUCAGAGUUUUUUACGUAAUUUUUAUUUGAUAGGUAUUCUGUAGAUCAAAUUUUUCUAUUCAAACGCCGCGCACUAUGCCAUGCAACCACACAAGCGCAUAGUGUUCCAUACUCUCCCCCUGCCUGAAAUAAAAUGUGGAAUAUCUCGUCAACAAGUUAAUAGAGAUUAAAAAUAUUAACACCAAAAUGUAUUCGAAUUAAUACUCCAUAUAUCUAUGGAAUUUCGAAUGUAGGCUGUCGUUUAAAUUUUAGAAGUUGAUCCCUAAAAUUUCCACUAAAACAGCGUCUAUAAAUUUCAAGCCCACGUAUAAUUUUAGAUUACACUAUUUAAUAAAAAUGUUCACUAUACAUUAUUCUCUAUUUUGUAUAUUUAUAGGAGAAAAUUUCUGUAACGUACAAUUCUGAUCAUUCUGUAUAAUAUUUAGUGAUUUAAUUUUGGAUUCUGAGUGUAGCGAAAAAUGUAUUGGUUUUAAUAAGAUGUUUAUUUUAUCUUCAUUGCUUUUUGUUCUAGUCUGUAGACACGUUUCCUAGUAAACUUGCUUCAAUUUUUACGUACAACUUUUCUGAAAGCUUAAGUUAUCUAAAUGGUACUUUAAACUGGUCAUUUUUUUGAUUUUCAAUUUCAUUUUUUAAAUAAUAGUACUUAAGUGGGAAAAAAACGUAGAAAAACGUACAAUUUCACGAUUCAUUAUUUUAUAAAAACACGAACGACGUUUUCUACCAGAAAAAAUGAUUUAAUCAAAAAAUCACAAGAUACCUUUUUUGUUGCCGACUAUUUUUCCUUUAAAUUUGUUAUUUUUUACAGCGGAAUUUUAUUUUUAUUUUUAUACUGUAGACCAUUUUAUUGUUGAAAACUUUCUCCAAUGUAUAAGUUAAGCACCUUUUCAGAAACUCAAUUUUAUCUACUUGGUAAAUACAUAAGUCAGUUUUUGAUUUUCAAAACGGUAUUUAAAAUAAAACCGAUUAAUCGGGAGAAUAAAAAUACGAUUUUUUCACGACUUUGUUAUUUAAAAUAAGUACCUACCACGUUUUCUAGCAUAAAUAUAGCUCCAAUUGAAAAAUGACAAGAGAUCUUUUUUGUAGAAUUACUACUCUUAUUUCUAAUGAUGCAGUUCGUUUUUGAUGUUUUAAUUAGUUUUCAUGAUAAUCGGGAAAAACGUAGGAAGGUAAAGUUAAAAAAAAAUGAUGACACUUCAAAUUAUGUAUUAUCGAACUGCGCUCGGGAAAUCGUCUUCUGUCAGCAAUGGUUUAUCAUUGCUUACAGAUAUAAAUGAAAUAACCUUAUAUAUCCUACCUUCCCAACUUCUUACCUACAACAUUGACUGCACCCGUCUUCAGUAUCAGAUCUUUGUUUUUUUAUUUUUAUUAUUUUGUACAACAUUAAUGCGACCAAACUACCAUAUUUUUCAUUUAUUUUAUCUUAUACAGGGUGAUUAUUUUAUCGUUGAACACUCAUUAUUUCGUAAAUAUUUUAUAAAGUUUACGAAACAAGCAGAUCUAAAAUUUUAUACCACCAUUAUUUUUAGAAGCAUAGCUAAAAAUAUUUUUUUGGGUAGGCCAGAUAAAAUAAUUUAAAUGUUUGAAUAGGAAAUAUUACUUAAAAUGAUUUUAAAUUUGUGUUGAUUUUCGGAGAAUAAUGGGAAGGUCUGCCAGACCAAUCCGCUGGCUACUCCUGUGAUUAUUUUUUGUUAUCCUUAUUUUUGGAGUUGAAGCAAUUACCAUUUUCAAAUGGUAACUCAUAUUAAAUUAUACCUGUUUAUAGAUAGGGCAUUAGUUUAAAUAAAUAUUGGUUUUGAAAUUGAUAAUUUACAUCAAUCCGUUGACGAAAUAUUCCAAUUAUUUGGUAGGGGAAUGUUGAGGAACACGUUGAUGAUGCUCCAUUAUUUUUUAAUUUUAUGUAAAACAAAUUCCGAAAAAAGUUAAUACUUUCUGAGAUAAUGGGUGACUGUUAUGUUGAUCACUCCGUAUUAUAUUUAUUUUUUAUUACGGUUUUAUACGGUGAAAUGGAAAAAAUGUAGGUUUUGGAUGAUGAGAAUAUUCGCCGACGUAUCCGAGUGAGUAAUUACCAGUCCGCGACCCGGAUGAGCACGUUUAUGUGCUCCAUUCCGCUGUGCUUAAGCGAGGACUGGAGUCAAGUGCAGUUUAAUUUGGCCGACUUCACCAAUCGCACAUUCAACACCAACUACAAGGAGACGGUUCGAGUCCAGGUGCACGCCAAUUGUCGGCUGAGGAGGGUGUAUUUCAGCGAUGAACAGUAUAACGACGAUCAAUUGCCAAACGAUUACAGGAUGUACAGAACAAAGAUGAUCCGUGAAAAGCCCAAAAAGGGUGUUAUCCCCAAGAAAAAAGGGGGCGCCAAGAAAAAUGACUGA